GGACGGCACUUGGAGAUGAGGAUGAAGAGGAAGAAGGAGAAGGCGAUGGUGGCGGUGGUGGUGAUGGUGGUCGUAGAAAGCCCCUUUCUCCUCUCCUGGAGAAUGGAAUGGUGGGUGCCCUCGACCUAGCCACCAAUUCCGCGUUGGAUGGAUCAGGCUGACGGGAAGCCUCUGUCUAGGUGGUGGGGGAUAGGGGGAAAUGGCUGGGAAUUGGUGAUGCAUAGUUGGCUUGCGGCGGCAGGGGGAACUUGGCUGGUCUUACUGGGAACCUCUUGGAAGGAAGGGGAAAUGGUUGCUUGGUCAUUCUUCUAAAGACACCAAUGUGAGAUCAUGGCAGAAACGAAAGUGAACAAAGCUAGUCCCAAGGUGGAUUUCCCUUGUUCCAUUUGUGAAAGCCGGUUUUCCAACCCAAGGGACCUGGGGACGCAUAUUCUAUCGGAUCAUUGCGAUGACAAACCGACGUCCAAGAGCCCACAACCGCCGGAAGUGGCUCCCCUGACGAAGAAAUCCGCAUCGUUAGGGGGACAUUUCAUGAAUUGGUCCACUGCCAGCCAUGAAGCGACACCUAUACCAGCAGCGGUAAAAGCCAUUCAAAUGCCUUUGGGAGAACCCAAGAAUAUUGUGGUAAGUGGACCGAUCAUGACCACAUUUGCGGCCCCAUCGCCACCCAUUGGCAAUGUCAUCGCACUGCCACGCCCCCCCACAGCAGAGGAACAGAAACAAAAGUUCAUUAUCUUGAAGGUGGAUGAACAUUUAACUCGAUAUGUUUGCCUUCUUUGUCAGAAGGAGUACACAUCCCGUUAUAACAUUCGGAUGCAUAUGAACAUGCAUAGCGGCAAAAAUGUGCACACUUGCGACUUCUGCGGCCGUUUUUUCGCCCACAAACAUGUGUUUGAGUCCCAUGUACGAACUCAUACGGGGGAAAGGCCGUUCUCUUGUAACAAAUGCGGACGAAGUUUUGGCGAUCGAAGCAACCGUCUCUCCCACCAGAAAAAGUGCAAAGGCGAACCCGACCCGUCUGUGGUCAAAGUCAGGAACAAAAAUAUCGUCGUCAGUAAUGGCGGCAAUAACAACAAUAACGGCAACAAUGAUACUCGGAAUAGCUGUUCUCGAAAUAUGAACAACAACAACAACAAUGGUCAGGUUGAGGUCUAUGAAUACUUGGAAGUUGGCCGCAUCAAGAGCGAAGACGAAGAUGAGGAUGAGGAAGAGGAUCUUGAAGAAAUUGAAGAGGAGUACGAUGACGAGGAAGAAGAAGUUGAAGAAGAAGAAGAAGAAGAAGAAGAAGAGGAAGAGGAUAAUAUGGGGAAUGAUGACGACGUUGGUGAGCGAUUUGAACCUCAGAUCGUUUCGGUGGAAAGCAUCGGGCAAAAAGGUAUCACCGAUGAGGAUGAUAUUGUCGUUCCCAAUGAGAAAGUACUCAAUGAACUGGACUACGACGACAUCAUUGACGAUAGCUUAUACGACGAGGACUUGGAAGAGAUUCAAAUCGAACCCGACAUCAUUGACUACGACGAUGACAUGGACAUGGAGCAAGAUAUGAACCAAGACAAAUCAGGAGUGACCGUACAAAUGUAUGAAGAACCUCAAUCGGGAUUCAAAGUGGGAAACCCGAUUUUUUCCUGCAGUUUUUGUAACGAGAAGUUCAAGGACCAAAAGGUUUUACUAAAGCAUCUGAAAACGCAUCUAAAAUUCUCACGUACUCCCUCUCAAAGAGACUUGGACAUUGGAUAUACCAAACAAGGCAUUCCCAAGGGACAGUUCAUGUGCUUAUUCUGCGGCAAAUUGUUUGUCAAAGAGGAGCAAGUCAAAAUUCAUAAGAACGUUCAUCUCGACGAGAACUCGUACAAUUGUCGCUUUUGCAACCAAAUGUUUUCCAACUUCAAUGUUUUUGAAGAUCACAUGAAAACCCACGGGGAUACCAACAAGAUGAACUGCGUCCACUGUAACGCCCCCUAUUCUAGUCGACACGCUCUGGUGCAACACCAAUUGACAUGCUCUAUGAACUUGGAGGUGAGGACCACCCGGAAACGCCCACCUAGCCAACAACAAAGCGUGACGGUGUCUCUCCAAUACACAAGUAGCGUGGAAUCCAAGCCUAUUCCCGCUUUGACACCCAUCACACCCAAAAUGCCCUCGGUUUCCAUCACUCCCCUAAAAGCCACGCCCAUCACCGUACAUCUCCCCACUGAACCGGUUCCUAUGGCCUCAGUCACGCCCAAGGAGCUUCGCAAGUCCCCUCGGACUCCCAAUUUUGCUAAGAUCAAAUCGAACCCGAUUGAGGUGCCGAGUUCCGACGGUUAUAAACCGGAUAACAAUUCAAACAAUGUUAUUAACCGCAACGAAAUUCACCCUCCUCCCAAUGACCAUGAGGUGGUGCAGGGCUUCUGCCAAAGGCGCUUGGCCAAUGGUCAAACCAGACUGAUUUGUGUGACCUGUGGUAAACAUUAUACUACCAUGUAUAAUAUGCGCCAACAUCGGAACAUUCAUACCGGCAAAGGUCUUCAUAGCUGCCGGUUCUGCGGUAAAUGCUUCACCCACAAACACAUCUGGGAGACUCACGAGCGGAUUCAUACCGGAGAAAAGCCUUUCAAAUGUACUCAUUGUUCCAAAGGAUUUGCCGAUAGGAGCAACUACAACAGCCAUAGAAAACUGUGUUCUGGAGUUCAGUCUUAAUUGAUACUCAGAUAUUCGUCAAUCACUCAAUGAUAAUACUCCAAUCUAGUCUUAUACGUGUCCCGCUUUAACGCAUCUAGUCAUCCCUUUUUUCAUUUUUUACCGUAUUUUCUUGAAGAUUUCAAUCGACUAUUUUAGCUACAAAUAAUAAAAGUCAAGAUGUUUCGAA
Molecule: messenger RNA, 2845 nt
Organism: Tigriopus californicus
Lineage: Eukaryota; Metazoa; Arthropoda; Copepoda; Harpacticoida; Harpacticidae
Product: zinc finger protein 569-like
Exons: 2
Coding region: 331-2676 (781 amino acids)
Biological process (GO): regulation of transcription by RNA polymerase II
Cellular component (GO): nucleus
Molecular function (GO): RNA polymerase II transcription regulatory region sequence-specific DNA binding; DNA-binding transcription factor activity, RNA polymerase II-specific
Source: RefSeq, a predicted model, not a curated record